UAUCUGUGGACUGAAUUUAAAAAGAAGGAUAUAAAGAGAAACAUCAUAAAAUACGACGGCUAUAUUUUGUGAAUUGGAAUUGGAAAAAAACCACAAGUUAAUUAUGUGAACUGAUAGUAAUUAAGCAAUUUUGUUCUUAUUAUUUAGUAAUAAGUGCAGCGUGCCUAUUUUACUAAAAUUUAAAUGAAUCGGGAAUCCAAAGAUGAGAUUGGGGGGGCACAUAUAAAACCAUCUGCAAGAAAAAGUAUUCACACGCAUAACAGUAGCUGUGUAUACUUGUGUAAUAGAAAUAUGGGAAGAUACGGACUCAAUGCAGUCCGCGCAAGAAAUGAACUGAAUGGGCCUGAUACAGAGCAGGGGCAUGAUGAAGUGGACAAUGUUAUGAGCAAAUUGGCGCGCCCAGCAUCUCCUGUACCAGUAAGGAAUAAAAAAAAUAUUCGUAGAAAUUCGCAUGACAUCAAUACUGAAUACAGUGAAGACGAUUCUGAUGAAAACAACGUAUUAUCCAAGUCUUCCCCACCAGCAUUUUCGCUUUACAGUGACGAAUUGUACGCCAGUGCGAAUGCAACAUUCCAACAGAGUGACGCACGCAGCAGCAGAAAUGUGUCGCAGGACACUCCAGAACAACGGAGAAUAAACACCAGUGCAAAUCAACAAACACGCUCACAUUCGCAAUUGAGACAAAAGUUACCUAAGGAAAAGGAAACAACGUCCUGUCAGUUCUUACUCCAAAUGCUGUUGAUGCUCCUUACAGCUGGUAUUGCAGUAUUUUACAUAGGCUACUACCCCAGUGAACCAACUAAGAUGAAUAGCAUUUAUGAUAAGAUUAGCUUCUACAGCGAUAUUAUGGAUUUAGGUGAAAAAUAUAAGGUCAAGGAUACUUCCAUUCUGCAAGUAAGGACAGGUGUUGCUACAAUAUUUGAAAAGCAAGACACUGGAUCGUUUAUAUUUGCUUACAACAGCAAAAGUAACAGUUUUAAUCCGACACUGUUUAACAGUUUUGUUGAGGAUUUAGCUGCGACCGCUUCGAGAUUCUUACGUAACGACAGCGAUAACUUGUAUGCGGUUGUGGACACUGUGAAACUUAAAAUGCAAACCGAGAAGGAGUUCAUGAACAAAUACGAGGAAGCUGUUGCCAGAACUGGCGUUAUGCUGGUGAAAGACGUUGACAACGUCCCGUCAGAAAUCGCAAUGGCAUUCCACUACUACUGCGAUGAAUACAGUCCCCUCGUCAGGAGGAGCGCAAUAUUCUUCACGUUGAAUUUGGCUAAAUGCUCCAAUAAUUCCGAUCCAAAGUCCACGCACGAAUAUAUUGAAAAAUGUCUAGCCAAGAAAUGGAGUAACGUUGGUGAAGAUAGGAUUGGGCCCUUGCUAACAAGAGUUGUCAAUAUUGUUGUAGAUGUUACCAGUGUGAUAUAAUGAGGAUUCUCUUUUCAAUGGUAUUAUUUAAACAGGAAGAAAUCAUGGUACCUACUCUAGAUUUGAAGGAUUCAGGAAUAAAUCUGGCACAAUAUAAAAGGUCAAUCUAAGAGUGAACCUCUGAGUCUACCAUGAUAUGGAUGGAUGGCAGACAGUAUUAAUAGAGACACAACAUUGUCCCUUAUAUAUUUAUUUUAACAUUAUUUCAUUUACAUUUGGCACCUGUGCAAUUUAUUUGCCUGUACAAAAUGUAAAUGAAAACUGGAGUAAUACCUCACAGGCUUUAUAGGUACAUUAUGUAGUGUCUCUGAGACUUAUCUAUGAAACCGACGAAAACUAAAUAGUUUUCGAGUUAACCACGGACACAGUUUUUCUAAAAGAAAUCAGAUACAGCCCUAACAUCACUUGCAGAAUUAUAAUCAUGUGACUCCUGUCACUUUAUUAGAUAACUACGCGUCGUGUGGCGUAAUACUAUGCACGUGUCGGUCUUUGAACUUCAAUAGGGUUGUCAAUAAAUAUGCUAUUGUGUAUAAAAAAAUAAUAUGCUUCUUUUGAUUUAAUAUUUUCACAGGGGUUAUUCCUUAUGAAAUAUACUUACGCAUCCUUCAAUAUUACUUCAAUCCACUAUGUAAUUAGUAGUGAAAUACAUCCACAGUAACUAACUUGUAGUUGAUACAUCAGCAGAAGCUUAUUUUAUCUUAUUCAGGAUUUGAAUUAUUUUUAAUAUACCUUGUAAAUAAACAAAAUAUUGUUUCUAAUUUUAUGUAUUUUAAUAUUUAUUUUAAAUUGUAUAACAAAACUAAUAUGUAAGGCUUUCAAAGAAAAAUCGUGAAGGCUAAGUUCUGUAAAUAAAAACAUAUUCAAGUGA
This is a messenger RNA of Pararge aegeria (speckled wood butterfly), 2287 nucleotides long. RefSeq lists its product as uncharacterized. The record is from RefSeq and is a predicted model, not a curated record. Gene Ontology annotation, molecular function: ATPase activator activity. Gene Ontology annotation, cellular component: membrane. Gene Ontology annotation, biological process: membrane organization. The transcript is spliced from 7 exons. Lineage: Eukaryota; Metazoa; Arthropoda; Insecta; Lepidoptera; Nymphalidae. The coding region runs from base 184 to 1419 and encodes 411 amino acids.